Molecule: messenger RNA, 977 nt
Organism: Eucalyptus grandis
Lineage: Eukaryota; Viridiplantae; Streptophyta; Magnoliopsida; Myrtales; Myrtaceae
Product: alpha carbonic anhydrase 4-like
Exons: 5
Coding region: 165-977 (270 amino acids)
Molecular function (GO): carbonate dehydratase activity; zinc ion binding
Source: RefSeq, a predicted model, not a curated record
CUUGAUGGAGAUUGAUUAUACACGGUAUAAUAAUAAUUAAAUACAUUGAAAAUCAUGAAACUUUCCUACUCUGCUGCUUGCAGCUGAAUCUUGCUUUAAAAAGUUUUUAAUAAAAAUGGAUAUAUUUGGUAGAUAAUCCACGCAAUCUUUUUAAUAAAUAUCUAAUGGUGACAAUGGCUUGUCCCUCGCAGCACUGUUUUAAUAAUCUCUUUGAUUUCCUUGACUGCAUGUUUUGUGUGUUUGUGAGACAGGAGCAGCGCAUGAAAAACAUUAAAAUGGGCGCCCUCUCAUUCCGCAGCAGCUUCGUCUUCUUCGCUCUGGUUUUUGUUGCGCACGCUCUUCUUCUUGCUCUCCCCACAGCUGCUGAAUCUGAAGUCGAUGAUGAGUCUCAUUUCACUUAUCUGGAAGGAACCGGAAAAGGGCCGAAAGAUUGGGGCCGGAUUGACCCUCAUUGGCGUGCAUGUGGCACAGGGAAAUUGCAGUCUCCAAUCGAUCUGCUCAAUGAGAGAGUGCAAAUCUUUCCGCAUUUGGGGAAGUUGAAAAGAGACUAUAAACCAGCUCCUGCCAUUGUGAAGAACAGGGGACAUGAUAUCUCAGUAAUGUGGAAAGGAUACGCAGGGCAGAUCAACAUAAACGGGACUUACUACAAACUUCUACAGUGCCAUUGGCAUUCCCCCUCCGAGCACACGUUUAACGGAUCGAGAUAUGCCUUGGAGCUUCACGCAGUGCAUGAAAGCUCUCACGGGGCAAUAGCCGUGAUCGCGAUUGUCUACAAGUAUGGCCGACCCGACCCUUUGCUCAAAGAGCUACUCGAACACAUAAAAGUAGUCGACAAGGAAGACAUAGAACUGGGGGUCAUAAAUCCAGGGCUCAUCAAAUUCGGCAGCAGGAAAUACUUCAGAUACAUCGGUUCUCUCACGAUCCCUCCAUGCACCGAGGGCGUCGUGUGGACAAUAGUCAGGAAGGUAAUAGACUAG